AUGUCCAGAUCUGGCGAUAGAACCUCCACCUUUGACCCUACACACAGUGACACCCUGCUGCACGGGCUCAACCUACUAUGGAGGAAACAGCUUUUCUGUGAUGUGACUCUCACUGCCCAGGGACAGCAGUUCUACUGCCACAAAGCCGUGCUGGCGUCCUGCUCUCAGUAUUUCAGGUCUCUCUUCUCCAGCAGUCAUAUGCUCAACAACGAGGGGACCAACAACAACAAAGACCAGGGGAGCAGUGGUACCCCGUCUUCCUCCCCCGAUGACAAGCUGAUGGCCAGCCCCCGGCCCAUCAACAACCUGGUCCUUCAGGGCUGCUCCUCCAUCGGACUACGGCUAGUGCUGGAGUACCUGUACACUGCCAAUGUCACUCUCUCCCUGGACACUGUGGAAGAGGUGCUCUCGGUCAGCAAGAUCCUCAAUGUCCCCCAGAUCACCAAGCUCAGCGUGCAGUUCCUCAACGACCAGAUCUCUGUGCAGAACUACAAGCAGAUCUGCAAGAUCGCGGCUCUGCACGGCUUGGACGAGACCAAGAAGCUGGCCAACAAGUACCUGGUGGAAGAUGUGCUGCUGCUGAACUUUGAGGAGAUGUGCGCCAUGCUGGAUGCUCUGCCGCCCCCGGUGGAGUCGGAGCUGGCCCUCUUCCAGAUGUCGGUCCUCUGGCUGGAGCAUGACCGGGAGACUCGCAUGCACUACGCCCCGGACCUGAUGAAGAGGCUGCGCUUCGCCCUCAUCCCGGCCCCAGAGCUGGUGGAGAGGGUGCAGUCGGUUGACUUCAUGAGGAGUGACCCGGUGUGCCAGAAGUUGCUGAUGGACGCCAUGAACUACCACCUGAUGCCCUUCAGACAGCACUGCAGGCAGACCACAGCCAGCAGGUGAGGACACGCACACACACACGCACACACGCGCGCACACACACACACACACACACACAAAUAAGGGUUAGGAGCGGUGUGUAAGAAGUCAUUGGAAUAGGACAAAGGUUAGUAAAGGUACUACAUACUGCAUACUUGCAUAAGGUUAGGGUUAGUGAGGAUGCUUUAGAAUGGUCUACCUUAUUUUGCAUACCAUCUCAAUUCCAACGCUACACUAUAGAACUUAGUUAACUCUCUGUAAAAUGUUUUUUUCUCUGUAAAGGUUUUAAGUGCUGAAAAGAUGGAGGUACAUACAUUUAGUCAAUAGGCAGAUAGUUGUACAGUACAUUCAAGCAUUUCUUCUGAAAUAACAGUUAUCACAUUAUUCCAAAAAUAUAUAGGUCACUCAUAACUAAACAUAGGCACACUUAUAAAAAUAUGACAUAAGAGCACAUGAACAUUUUUAUUGACAUAACCUGGGUAGAUAUCACCUAUAACUUAUAACCUAUUUAUACACAACCAGUAGGUAUAUUUAUUUAUUAGCAAGGACAGGAAAACAACUCAUGGGUUAUAGAGUUAUAGUUCUGAGUGAUCCAUACUCAGGAUAGUUGCUUGGUCUGCCUCACCUACAGUACACAACCAUGGGACAUACAGUACUGCAUGGCCAGGGAUGCUUGUCAUGGUCUGUUUGUCAUGAUGAGCAUUUUCAGAGAUAGUUAAUGGACAGGAGUUGACAGGGAGAUGAUUGAUUGGUAGGGCUUUAUGCUGCUGUUGUUUACAGAAAACAACUUAGUUAUUAUAAGUCUAAAAUAUUAUGGAGCAAUUUUGACUUUUAUAUUUGUCUAACAUUAUCUGCUUCAUUCAGAAACAGUAGGCUAUAUGAUUGGAAAAAUAUUCUCACAGUAUUGUAGAAAAUAGAAAUCAACAAUUAUCUUGCACUUGUGGGGUAUUAUUUAUUUACCAGAGUAAUUUACGGCAUGGGUAAUUUCACUAUUUCUUUCUCACAAUAUCUUUAUGGAGCACAUAAAGUGGAAAUCCAAUAAAAUGUUAUGUGCAAUGGAGAGGGCCUGCAUGUGCUGUAGCAUGUAACCAUUGCCUAGUAGAGUGAGAUACCCAUAGAUGGGUCCAGAUACAGCACAGAUCUAGGAUCUAGACUGCUCAUUAAUAUCACAAUCCACUGUUUCUCUCCGCUCAAUUAAUUAGCCUUAUCUAUGUCUAGUGGCCAUUUGCAUAUGAGAAUAACCCCCAAAACACGAGUCGGCCAGUAUCCAAAUGGAUGCAUGAGAGGGCGGUCAUUUAGUCAAUCGUAAAACGAGAAUGAUGCAAAUGCCUGGAAUUAAUGGGCAUGUUGUUAAAACGACUGUUACUUUGUGGUUAGUUGUUUAAUUGCAUUGAACUUAAUUAGAUGACUGGACUCAAUGUACAGUAAAGUAUGUGGCCCUGAAAUCGUGUUUCACAAACCAACCCCACAGCUCAAGAAUAUGCUGCACAAUUGGCUCAGAACUGUCACAUGGAGAGUCUUUGCCAAUGGAAUAGCAACAUUUUAUGUAGUAGUUGAUCUACUGUGUAUUGCCCAGUCAUAAUAUUAUUUGCCUCACUGUAUGGCACCCUGUAGAAAAGUUCUGAUGAGUUCACACCUAAUUGAACAGACAUUUUUAAGCUGUAAACCCCCUUUAGAAAAAAACCGUAUGAAAAACAAGCCAUUGAAAGCUUUAUCAUAAAUUCAGAUAAGAAACAGCUGUGAUAUUACAAAGCCGAUUUUCUGUAUUUAGAGGUUACAAUAUUAAUAACAAUGUUGUUACCAAAUACAUAGGAAGUAUUAUCAUGUAAAUUCACAUGAUCGUUAAGAUGUUACAGCUAUGAUCUAUAUAGCUCAUAUAGUGUUGGCCAAUAUGGACUUUUCUCCAUGAUGUGGAACAUUAUUUUGUUAUCUAAAUCUUCCAAAUAGAAUACAGUUACAGGGCAUUCGGAAAGUAUUCAGACCCCUUGACUUUUUCCACAUUUUGUUACGUUACAGCCUAAUUCUAAAAUUGAUUAAAUCAUUUUUUCCCCUCAUCAAUCUACACACAAUACCCCAUAAUGACAAAGCAUAAUGACAUUUACAUAAGUAUUCAGACCCUUUACUCAGUACAUUGUUGAAGCACCUUUGGCAGCGAUUACAGCCUCGAGUCUUCUUGGGUAUGACGCUACAAGCUUGGCACACCUGUAUUUGGGGAGUUUCUCCCAUUCUUCUCUGCAGAUCCUCUCAAGCUCUGUCAGGUUGGAGGGGGAGCGUCGCUGCAAAGCUAUUUUCAGGUCUCUCCAGAGAUGUUCGAUCAGGUUCAAAUUUGGCCUCUGGCUGGGCCACUCAAGGACAUUCAGAGACUUGUCCAGAAGCCACUCCUGCGUUGUCUGUGUGCUUAGGGUCGUUGUCCUGUUGGAAGGUGAACCUUCGCCCCAGUCUGAGGUCCUGAGCCCUCUGGAGCAGGUUUUCAUCAAGGAUUUCUCUGUACUUUGCUCCGUUUAUCUUUCCCUCGAUCCUGACUAUUCUCCCAGUUCCUGCCGCUGAAAAACAUCCCCACAGCAUGAUGCUGCCACCACGAUGCUUCACCGUAGGGAUGGUGCCAGGUUUCCUCCAGACGUGACGCUUGGCAUUCAGGCCAAAGAGUUCAGUCCUGGUUUUAUCAGACCAGAGAAUCUUGUUUCUCAUGGUCUGAGGGUCCUUUAGGUGAAUUUUGGCAAACUCCAAGCGGGCUUUCAUGUGCCUUUUACUAAGGAGUGGCUUCCGUCUGGCCACUCUACCAUAAAGGCCUGAUUGGUGGAGUGCUGCAGAGAUGGUUGUCCUUCUGGAAGGUUCUCCCAUCUCCACAAAGGAACGCUGGAGCUCUGUGAGAGUGACCAUCGGGUUCUUGGUCACCUCCCUGACCAAGGCCCUUCUCCCCCGAUUGCUCAGUUUGGCCGGGCAGCCAGCUCUAGGAAGAGUCUUGGUGGUUCCAAACUUAUUCCAUUUAAGAAUGAUGGAGGCCACUGUGUUCUUGGGGACCUUUAAUGCUGCAGACAUUUUUUGGUACCCUUCCCUAGAUCUGUGCCUCGACACAAUCCUCUCGGAGUUCUAUGGACAAUUCCUUUGACCUCAUGGCUUGGUUUUUGCUCUGACAUGCAAUGUCAACUGUGGGACCUUAUAUAGACAGGUGUGUGCCUGUACAAUCAAUUGAAUUUACAAUAGGUGGACUCCAAUGAAGUUGUAGAAACAUCUCAAGGAUGAUCAAUGGAAACAGGAUGCACCUGAGCUCAAUUUCGAGUCUCAUAGCAAAGGGUCUGAAUACUUAUGUAAAUAAAAUAUUAAUGUUUUUUCUUUUGAAUACAUUUGCAAACAUUUCUAAAAACGUGUUUUCGCUUUGUCAUUAUGGGGUAUUGUGUGUAGAUUAAUUAGGACUUUUUUUAUUGAAUCAAUUUCAAAAUAAGGCUGUAACGUAACAAAAUGUGGAAAAAUGGAAGGGGUCUGAAUACUUUCCGAAUGCACUGUACAUGGGCUACAAUUCAAUGACUACCAACACAAUGAAGUUGUUGGGAGUAGUUACAGUUGGCUUACUACUAAACAAAAAGGGUUCUCUCUGUGUUUAUGUUUGCAAGUGGUUGUUUUAUUUAUUCUAUAUCUGUUAUGUAAUCUGUUUCCCGGCUCUUGUCCCCCCCAACCCAACCCAACCCACUCCAUACCCUAACCCACCUCCACACCACAACCCCUCCACCCCCUCCAUACCCCAACACCUCCACACCCCAACCCCCUCCACACCUCAAACCCUCAACGCCUCCACACCCACUUUACUCCAGGAUUCGUUCCAAUAAGAGGAUGCUGUUGUUGGUGGGUGGCUUGCCCCCUGGACCCGAUCGACUCCCCAGUAAUCUGGUCCAAUACUACGAUGACGAGAAGAAGACAUGGAAGAUCCUCACAAGUGAGUAG
This is a messenger RNA of Coregonus sp. 'balchen', 4800 nucleotides long. The record is from the annotation of a GenBank genome assembly. Lineage: Eukaryota; Metazoa; Chordata; Actinopteri; Salmoniformes; Salmonidae.